AUGCAUGAUGCAAUUGAUCAUUAUCGUGUACUUGAUACUUCCAUGGUGAUGUUCGAUGAAAACGUUCAUACGGUUGAUGAACAUGCGAAGGAACUUCUUGAAGAGCAUACCGCCAUCUCGACCGAUGAAGUAGUUCCUGUUACGGUGGCGGGUGAUGGCGAUUGUUUAUUCCAUUCGCUGCAAACGUUUUAUCCGACGAUGUCGAUAAAUGAGUUGCGUGCUCGCUGUAUUGAUGAAUUAUGUACACACGAACAGUACUAUGAAACUAUAAAGACUGAAAUGGGCUUGGAUAUCGUUGAUGACGAGUCUGUUCAAAAUCAUGUAUUACGAAUUAUUAAUAAUCAACAAUAUACUGGUGUACUAACAUUUGCGGCGUUGUCUACAGUUAUUGGACAACCGAUAGAAUCAAUAUAUCCUAGUGUCAAUGAGAAUGAUGCUUAUUGUGAAGUAUUAAACACAGUUUUUAUUCCGCGAAAUAAACAAUUAUCAUCGUCUGAAACUCCAACUCGUAUAAUGUGGCCAGGUCCCGAAAAGGAGGUAGAUAUAAUUAGCUAA
This is a messenger RNA of Rotaria sordida, 555 nucleotides long. The record is from the annotation of a GenBank genome assembly. NCBI's taxonomy places the organism in Eukaryota, Metazoa, Rotifera, Eurotatoria, Philodinida, Philodinidae.